Limanda limanda (common dab) is the source of this 9793-nucleotide messenger RNA. It is a transcript of the gene cep192, whose product is annotated as centrosomal protein 192. The record is from RefSeq and is a predicted model, not a curated record. The coding region runs from base 259 to 8508 and encodes 2749 amino acids. The transcript is spliced from 51 exons. NCBI's taxonomy places the organism in Eukaryota, Metazoa, Chordata, Actinopteri, Pleuronectiformes, Pleuronectidae. Gene Ontology annotation, biological process: protein localization to centrosome; centrosome-templated microtubule nucleation; centriole replication. Gene Ontology annotation, cellular component: centriole; cytoplasm; pericentriolar material. Gene Ontology annotation, molecular function: protein kinase binding.
UGGUCCUGCUAACCUGUGAACUGUUUCACGGUUUGUUCCUCAAACGUACCAGACUUUCAUUAUUUAACACACGACUUUGGGAAGUUACUUUUGUAACUUAACUGCGCAUUGCAGCCUCUCGCUGCUAGUUUACAAAGAAAAUACUUCGAGUUGGAAGGGAAAAAGCGGUGUCUCAGAGUUUUCAAUACAUUACAAAUGAGCUUCGCUUGAAUUCAAGACAAGCCACACUUGGCUGUCAACCUGCUCAUUUCAAGCACCAUGGCAGGUUAUUACAAGCUGGAAGAUGAAGUCCUUCCCAGUUUCCUCUGUGAGUCUAUGGACAGCUCCAGUGGCCGUGCUUCACUAGGGAAUGUGACACUGGGCUCAGGCCCGGGAUUGCCAGUGGCUGCCUCCACAGUGGCCAAAAUCAGACCCAGUUCUGACAACAGAGAAGAUCAUUGGAAGUCAUAUCUGGAUGACAAUACGUUGAAGCAGGCCAGCUCACAGCCAUCAGUUGGAGAACAGCCCAAGUUUGCCCUCAGCUUUAAGGAUGAAUUGGACAAAGCGGAUGACUUCAUUGCAGCCCACCGUCUUUCAGACAUGCUGGUGAAGAUUAAUCUAGAUGACAGCGCAUCUCAAAACCAGGGCUCCAUUAUUCACCAGCUUCCUACACAGAUUGGUUCAGUCCAUGGCUGGCCCACAGAACUUGGAACAGAUCUGUCAACAGGGCUUCUGGCCCUUCCCCAGUAUGGACAUAAAGACAAAACGGAUGCAAAGGCCUCACCAGCCAUAGUGGGGGAGGACAAUGUGCAGAGUGAAGGAGUGGACAGUGACCAUUUCAGUGGCAGCAAUUCAAGCUUCCUGGCAAACGAGAAGCUCAUGUCUGUGGACAGUAUGAACAGUGAUAUCACGGAUGAUGACACUGACUUCAACAAUUUGCCUGAUGACGAACUGGAGCUGUACUUCAAUAAGCUGGUUCCUCCUGCCAUGCAGAGAGGCAGAGUGGAGGGCCAGGAGCUUGUCUCAACAGUGGACUUCAUGAUGCCUGACGUGCGUCUGGCUGCUACAGGUAUGGACUCCUGUCCUGCCAGUGAUGAGGACACUGAGGAUGAGCUGGAAUCUGCCAGAAGGAACAAUGAUGCAUCCAGAACACGGCUGCUGUCAAGCACCUCCAGACAACUGGUUGGAGAGAGUAAUCGUCCCAGUUUCAGGCCGGGUUUAGAGGGAGGCAGUUCUGAUGAUGAGUAUUUAAGUGGCCGCAGUGGUCCAUCUGUGUCAGGGAUCGAACACAGACGAUCUGCUGAGGGACAGGUCAUCAACCCUCCUGUUACAGGAGAUGGAGGCGGUGGGGAUGGGAGCAGUGGGAGUGAGGAAAGUGGAAAUUAUAGGGGUGUGUCAACCAUCCCUCCUCCAACAACUAUUCAGACCACUUAUGAUGCCCUGCGUGGGCUAGGAAUUGUGGGCAGCAGUGCUGUUGGUGAAGAUGAAGACGAGGAUCUCAAUAAUCUGGUUGGACAUGGAAGGAACCGUCUUUCCAGACAUACUGAGAUUGGUCACCGGGUGGGUCCUGUAGGAAUAGGGGAGGCCAGCUCCUCUCUGGCAAUGUCCCUGGGAACUCAAAAGCUCUCUCCUGUGAACUGGAGUAUUGUGCUGGAUCGACAGGAGGCACUGGAUGCAAUGGAAAGCAUGGAAACUGGGCCCACAGUUGACCGAUUGCUGGAUUCAGUCUACCUGAGAACUAGAGCUGGACUCCGAAGACCCCAAGAUGUCGUAAACAUGAAUGUCUCCCAUCUUCAAGGCACCCAGGGGAGUUUCCACCUCUGCCAGGUAUUACUCCCAGAAUUUGGUGACAAGGAUGGAGAUGAUUAUGAUCACAGUGGAGUAGAUGAACCUGAUGGUGCCAGACCCUCUUCAGGCUUGAGGGGAGGGCCUUGUGGGGAUGUUACUACUGCAGAGGCAUCAGGUGGUACCAGUGAGGAUGACACAAAUCCUCUCUCCACCUCCCUGGAACCCAAGUAUUUCUCCCAGAGCUUCUACCAGGAACAGGAAGAUUCAGACGAGUGGAACCACUGUCCAGACAACCUGGAGCUUGAGUUUCAACAAGGUGCCAGCACCACUCAUAAUGUUGUGUACCAGAAUGAAGAAGGGCAGUGGGUGACAGACCUGGCUUAUUACUCCUCCUUUGAGAAAGAGGUUGAUGGGAAGACCUCUGAGAAUGCUGGCCAGUUUCAUACUGAGGACUUUGUUGAUCCCAGUAGUGCUUUGGAAAAGUUAGAUAAAGAUCAAGAGGAGUUUGAAAAAGAGCACCAGUUCAUUCAGGAAGAGAAGAUUGAACUGGUCAACAGCAACACCUUUCAGAGUGACUCAUUUUGGAAGAUCCCCAGCAAUAGCCUGAUGAGGGCUUCCCAGGUCACUUCUGAAUUUAAGCAGGGAGACCAGAGCUACCUGCGACUCUCUUUAGGAGAGUUUUUUGGACAACGCUCUGAAGCCCUGGGCUGUUUGGACAGCAUGAGUGAUGUGGAUGGAGUUAAACGGCCAUCCUUUGGCUACAUUAUUACCUCUCCAGAGAAAAGGGAACCAUUUCCCCUCAUUAACUCCCAAAGAGUCGUAACAUCGCCUCACAUUGACACCAUGGAGCUCAGUGAAGCAGACAAAACACUCAACCCAGAGGACCUAGAGAAAACUCUUGAGGCUCCAGGUGUAAGGACGUCACCAAAAGGUGAUAUUGAUCGAGAAUCCAGUGAACAGGAGGUAUAUGACCAUUUUGUUAGUGCUGCAUUACCUGACCACAGUGAGGGCUCUCCAGAGUCAAUCUGGGGUAGUCAAACCUGUGCCACCCUGGACAACAACAGCAGUCACUUGAUGCUGAGUAUCAGCACCAUUGCUUCAGCCAUUGCAGAUGCAUCCAUCAGCACUGACCCAUCACAGCUGGCUGCCAUGAUCAUGGCGCUCUCCAAGAAGAGUAAGAUGAGGAAUCAACCCAUCGCUUCAGUACCUGUUCACAGCACAGAGGAUCCACACUCAGCUGAAAAUAUCCUCUCUGAACCAGAUGAGAGUGCCAUGUUGGACACACUGCAGACAAGAACCCAUGUUGGAGAACCAAGUGCCUUUGACCUGGAGAGGUACCUGAAAACGACUGAUGUCCCUUGCCACGGUGAUGCCUCUUUCGCACACACUACCUUUGACCUGACCAGAUGGGCGCACAACCUCAGUAGGAACCCUCAGACAGGAUACCAAGCGGACCAGAACAACUCAUUUCAUCAAGUGGACAGUGAGACUCAAAAGAAGGCAUCUGCAGUCUCACUUUCAAAUUCAUUAUCGCCAGGUAAUGGUUUAUCAAAAAGAAGCCCUCUUCCUUGUCCCGAAAAAUCUUUCAGCUCAGCCAGGAGGUCUGUGGGAUCAGGACAAUCUUCAAUGCUGAAGAUUCCUGCAACCAAAACGGCAGCUUGUGAUAAAACCAUUUCUUCUGGAACCAAGACUUGUGGAUCCACAGGCAGCACUUCCACAGAAAAUGGAGUUAAGCCAGGAGAACAAAAGCCACCAGCAACCAACAAUACUGGGUAUUCUUUAGAUGCAACACAAAAGAGUGAUAAAAUCUCUUCUUCCUCAACUGGCUUGCCUAGAACCUCCCCAGGAUGGAGGAAAGGGCAGUCAGGUCUGCCCUACCUUAAAGGUUACUCUCCCCCAUCUCAGAGGAUGAGGACUGCAGGCCAGCAGCAUCAGGACAGACUGAGUACUUCUCCGCAGAAGAAACCACUAUCCAGGAAUAUUGUGGGAACUCCACUACCUUGUAGCUCUGAGGAAAAACAGGCUGGCUCCCCUUCCCAAAACAUCUGGCCCUCAGUAGAACCUGCAUCAGAACUCCCGAAGGGUUUUUCAGAGCCCUGUGUGGAGGAGACGCAGUGUAACUUCAGACCAUCCACUUCUCCACUCACCCACUCAUCUCCAAGUCAGACCUCCAUUCCCAGUGCUAAUGGUAUAGUGUCACCUUCAUCCUCCAGUGAAUAUAUGACGGACAAACGUCCUGGUCUUGACCUCUCUCCUCAGUCUACCUGCUCGAGCCCUAGUCUCAGCAGGCUCACAUACAUCUCCAUGAAUGAUGGUACUGUCAUACCAACUCCUGAGAGACAAAAGAACAAUUGCACCAUGGCACUGAGCACCACCAUCAUUAGAUUCAGUCCAACUCCACCUGUAGGACCCGAUGAACAGUCUAACCUUGAUAUUCCUUGCUCACCUAAAAGCAUAGAUCAGCUGCAACCACAGCAUUCUAAAAGUCUGGACCCUCUACCAGCACCGCAAUGUAAAACCCAAGAGCCCUCACGUAGUGGUUCUGCCCUGAGCUGUACUCGCAGUCAGAGUGAAUGUAACUACCACUGUGCCAGGGACAGGACCAGUGACCUUGUAGCAGGUUGUAGGACCCACAGGCACCUCUCUGAAUCCAAUGUAAGGCAGCUCACCAAAGUGGACUCAGGUUAUUGUAGCAAUCUGAACAUUCAGCAAACUAGAAGCAUCCCAGCUCCUCAGAGCUCCCAGCAAUGGGGAGCUGCUAGCUCAGCGUUGUCAUCUGUCAUCUAUGCUGGUGGCCUUGGCGUUCCUCUGUCCUACUCAUCAGAGGGAUUUCACUUUGUGCCCAUCCCCAGCUUUAAGCCCCAGUGCACUGGUUUUAUUGACAUUCCCCACCAAGGUGAUGUGCAGUCCCUCCUAACUGGAUGCUCUCUCUAUAACUCCCAGCUGGCUCAUCAUUAUUUGGGAUCUGAAGCUCCAUUACAUCCUAGUCCUUAUCCUGUGGGACCAACAGGAAGCGGUAUCUACAGUGUGUCCUCUACCGGCACAUCCAAUAAUGAUCCAACAUCAGGGCCUCUGGGAAUUUCUGCUGCUGCUGGCUCUCUUCGCCUCCCUAGACCCCAUCAGAAUCAACAGGACAUAGGUAUAAUAGCGACACCUUACGGUCACCAUGAUGCAGAGCCACUUGGGACGGGUGGACUUGAAGAACCGAGAGGCCAAGUGGUGGUACCAGGAGAAGUGCGGUUUCCUAAUGCCUGCUGUGUAGGCAUUGCCUCACAGACCUCCCUCAGCCUCUUCAACCCCUCGGAGAGAUGGCAGCAAGUUUCAAUCAAGGUCACCAACCUUGCUAUUGAUGGAGAGAAGGUGGAGAGCUUGCCUUAUCAGUGGCUCAUAGUCAAGAACAAGACUAUCAUUGGGCCAAAGAGCACAGAAGAGCAGAAAAUGUUGUUCAUAGCUCCACAGGCUGGUGUUUACGAGUGUGUCCUCAAUGUUUGCUCCUGGCCUGCUUCUGCUGAGAUAGAGGUGGCUGCCAGGGCUAAUAUCUUUGCUAAAAGGGUGGUGUUAAUUGCCAUAGCGGAGAAUCCUGCAGUAGAGGUUGAAGAAAGUAAAUUUUGCUAUUUGGAUUUUGGAGACCUUCCGGGAGGCAGUGCCAAAUCUCUUCCUCUGAAACUUGUCAACAAGACUCAUGCCACAGUUCCCAUUCGUCUUGUAAUCAGUGCAAACGCUACAGCAAGCCGAUGCUUUACCUUUUCCAAGCAGCCAGUUAUCAUGACACCCGAAGAAACACAACAGGCUGGACACAUCACCCCAGUGUCCUCUCCCUCUGUGAUUAAUCAUGUGAUGCCUGCCAACUACGGAGAGAAUACAGUAGGCUUCAUGGUCUGGGUACAUUUCAAUGCCCCUCAGAAGUACACAUUUUCAGGAGAGCUUGGUCCGCCUGUUGAGUACCUUGCUCGGGUGGACAUUGAAUUGGACUCUCCUGGUCCAAGUCAUAUUAUCAGGAGUAUUCCCCUCAGUGCCAGGUCUGGAACUGCAAGAGUCCAUGCUCCUAAAGACCUACAGAAUCUUCGCCUGUCUGCUCCGCUGGGAAAAUCUAGUAAACAGAUGCUGCCAUUAAAGAAUGCUGGAAAUAUUGAUGUGCAGCUGAAACUCGAGAGUAGUGAUGCUGAGUGCAGUUUCUCCGUGACACCUGAUGAACUCUUCCUGAGAGUAGGAGAUGAGCAGGAGGUCACAGUUUCCUUCAAGGCACAGAAAAACAGGAAAACCAGAGAAAGCCUCCUCACCAUAUUGGUGUUGCCAUCAGGCCCUCAGUAUGAGGUAACCCUGAAAGGAGAAGUUAUACCAGAGGACUCUGGAAAACCUGCUGUUCACUCUUCUGCUGCCUUUGGCUCUGGUCUGGCCAAAGACAUUCCACCAAUUCUCUCUAAUAAGCAGUUCAUAGCUUGGGGAGGCGUCACUCUGGGACGAGCUGUCCAACAGAAGCUGGUUCUAAGGAACAACUCUACCAACGUCACACAGCAGCUACGGUUGCUCAUUCGUGGUCAAGAUCAGGACUGUUUUCAGCUCCAGAGUAUGUUCAGUCCAGAAGAGCGUCUAACCCGACAUGGGGAGCUGUCCAUCCGUCCCAGAGAGGACGUGGCUGUCCACCUGCUGUUUGCUCCCACCAGGGUGGCCUCAAUGUUGUCCAAGCUAGAGAUCAAACAGUCUGGAGUCCGGCCUUCACAGCCAGGGGUCAAAUUUACAAUUCCACUGUCGGGCUAUGGCGGGACCAACAACAUCAUCCUGGAGGACCAGAGGAAACAGGCCGACAGCUAUGUGGCGACGCUAACAAACAUUGACGUUGGUCGCGUCAGCAAAGUUUGUUUGUGUGUGAGGAACACAGGCUCCAGAGCAGCCUUCAUCAAAGCAGUGGCCUUUACAGAUAUGCAGACGCGAUCAGUUUUGGAGCCCUCUGUCAUCAGCCUUGCUCCAUCACAGUUUGUGCUUAAGGAAAGGACACAAGAGGUGAUAACUGUGCUCAUGAAGUCAACCCAAAGAGAACAGAGCCUGUGUCAGUCAGUCACUGCCCUGCUGGCUACUGUCUGUUUGUUCUGUGGAGAUGAGGUCUCCAGGCAGCAAUACAGGAGAUUUCUUCAGAGCAAACCAGAAGCUGCACAGAAAGCUCUGUCCGAGAACAGUCUGCUGAAAAACAUCAACUUCAAUGAAAAGUUCCUGGGGGAAGAAAAUGUCACAGAGACCUGUGACCUGCCCCAGCGGCCAAAUGAGGCUCACAUCUUCUAUGGCAACAUGAGUAAGGUGGUGGUGUCGUUGCUGGGAAGUAGAAAGAACACUGCGUGUGAGGACAGAGACCAUACUGAGCUGCAGCUGCCCCCUGCUAGGCGAGAUUCACAGACAGACUGUGGUUUGGUAAAUGGGGGUGUGUCUUUAGAUGUGCUGCCAGUCAAAGGUCCCCAGGGUCCAGGACUGAGAGUGAAAGAAACCUCCUUAAAGGCUUCCAAUCUAUUACUCAGGAAGUCUGAUUCCUGGACCAUCCAUCCAGAACAGCUUGUCCUAACAACUCCUGCCAUUCAUGGAGCGGCCACCACCAGUCAGAUUCAGAUCCGUAACAACACUUCCAGAGAGCUAAGCUUUGAUUUGUCCUGGCCUGCUCACUGCCUCACCAUCACACCUCAACAUGGAGUGAUCGAGCCUCAGUGCCAUCUGCAGAUUUGGAUCAGCCCUAACCCCUCACUAACAACUAAAUCUGCCCUGCUACCAUGGAGUGGACAGGUUUAUGUCCAGUGUGAUGGUCGACAGAAGUUUAUUAAGGUCCAGAUUCGUCAGGACCUGGCUCUGGAUGUGUCCGCAGCCCCAUCAGAUAGGACACUGUCAGCGCUGCCCCCUCAUGCUGCCACCCCUAUUCUUCCUGUGGCCAGACUCACCACUGAGCCCUCACUGGCCCUGGAGACCCCACAAGCUCAGGUGGAGAUCAGCAACAAGAGUAUCAUCUUUCCCACCACUCCCACUGGGGAAACAUCAGAGGCCAAGCUGGAGGUGCAGAAUGGGCAAGUAGAAGUGAGGUGGUACCUGUCAUCAUUUGCCCCACCAUAUGUCAAGGGUGUUGACAACACUGGUGAUGUCUACCGGGCUACCUACACUGCUUUCACAUGCUCCAGGGUCUCAGGAAUUCUGGGAGCCAAUGAGAAAAUGCAGGUGCCUAUGACUUUCCUGCCCAGGGACCGAGGAGAUUAUGCACAGUUCUGGGACUUGGAGUGCCACCCGGUGUCCGAGCCCCAGCCAAAAACCAGAACCCGCUUCCAGCUCUGUGGCACUGGUGUAAAAGCUGGAUCUGUGGAAGAACCACAGGAAGAAGACAGCACUGUGGUGAAAAAAGAGCCCACAGUCGAGACCAGAGAGGGAGAUGAUGCCUCAGCAGGCAAAAACAGGCAGGAGGAGACUGUGUGGAGGGGUGUGUAUUGUCCACAGGAUCUGUACACCUUCCCUGCCACACGGAUGGGUGAGACAAACACUUUGAAGGUCAGCAUCCGCAACAACUCAUCCAGCACGCAUGAGCUGAAAUUUGUAAACACUAAGGAGCCAUUCUACAUCAAGCAUUCCAAAUAUUCUCUGAGAUCACAGCACUAUUUGAAGCUACCCAUCCAGUUCAGGCCGAGCACUGCAGGCAGACACGCCAGCUUGUUGCUCAUCAAGUCAGAAACAAGUGAAAGUCUUGUAAUUCAGCUUAUCGGUGAAGCAAUGCCUUGACCACACCAUCUACCAUCCUAAGCCACCCCCACAUGCUGACUGGUCGGUUUUGGGUGGAUGCUCAUCUCUGUACUGUUCAUCAUGGCACAGAGGAGAGAAACGGGUGAAGAAAAAACUGCACAAAAUCCAAAAAUAAGGAAGCCUGAACUUAAAACUUUCCCUGUCUUCCUAUUUAAAGAUGUGGACUGUUUACCUUGAAAUGACUUUGAAUCUGCUACCAACAUCUGCCUCUUGAUAAGGCUCGGGUGUCAUCAGGUGGCCCAUGGAAAAUGAUUUGUCCUGAAGCAGAACAUUUGGGCUAACUGGCUUAUAAUAAGUCUGCGACACUCAGAAUUUGAAUGAUUCCUGUCACGUGAUUCACAAACUUAUAUUUGCUUAACCCCUUAGUUGCGUCACAUGGGAGCAUUGUUGCCACCACGGCCUGUCAAACAGAACCAGUACCAGUUGGGAUAUAUAGGGGAUUUUUUGGAGUUGGUCACUCAGGAAUGUCUUUAUCUCUUAUUUGGUAACAAGAUUACAGAUUUUUGAGAGAAGUCCUUUAAUGUUGCAAUUAAUUUACUUAGAUAUCAAUAAAAAGUAGCAUAUAGGAUUAACCUAAUUUAUUGUAGUAACUCCAAUGUGCCCCUUGGGAUUUAAGGAGUAUGUUUUCUUUGAAUCACAUAAAUUGUUGGUCUGUUCACAUUUCUUAAGAUCUUUUUCCUCUGUGCUUGUGGGGUUUCUGUGUAUGAGACUCCUUGUCACACAGAGCCCACCUGGAUAUGUGUCGACUUCCAAAAAACCUCAAAGAAAAAAAGUUCAAAUAUACUUGAUUUAGUCAUCAUCAUUUAUUGUUAUUUUCUGCUUAAAUUUGAGGUUUUCUGUACAGCAGCUUGCCAUGCCUGCUUAGUGUGGUUACCCUGGUGUUAAUUGCAGUUCAAGUCACAGGAAAUUAGCUCCCAGUUAACUCUUUUGGCACUGGGGCAAAUCGCCAAAAUUGCGUUUGAGUAUUGGAUCACAUCCAUAAUGAUUUUUUAUAUCUGGAUGGGGAAAUAUUUGAAACUUCAACCAAGAUGUGGCAUUUUUCUGUUAGAACAAGUAGACAACAUUUAGGCAAUGUAAAACAAUGUUUUUUUAUACUUGUGCAGGAAAUGUUUAUAGGAAGGCAGUAUAUUGUCUCAGGUUGCGCUCAACAUGCUCUGACAGCUAUCCUAUCAUACAUUUAUUUACAAUUUCCACAUGCUAUAAAUAGUAUAUCAUGUAAUAUAUUGCUAUGUGUACACAUUUUAAAUAAAACCUGUGAUUAAUA